This is a messenger RNA of Cadophora gregata, 810 nucleotides long. RefSeq lists its product as uncharacterized. Gene Ontology annotation, molecular function: acyltransferase activity, transferring groups other than amino-acyl groups. The record is from RefSeq and is a predicted model, not a curated record. Bases 1 to 810 code for a protein of 269 amino acids. The transcript has 2 exons. Lineage: Eukaryota; Fungi; Ascomycota; Leotiomycetes; Helotiales; Ploettnerulaceae.
AUGUCGUCACCCCUCCCAAUAACCCUCAUUACCGCAACUACACCUCAACACUACUCACAGAUCUCUGCCCUGGAAAACCACGUCUUCUACGAUGACCCAUUCACAAUCGUAGCUUUCGGUCCGGAACGUGACUCGCCCGCUAAUAUUGAAUUGCGAGCAAAAGGGUUAGCGAAACAGCCUGAGAAGGAGGGCGAGAGAUGUGUGGUUGUUAUGGCUGUUAUGGGUGAGGAUAGGAAAGAAGAUGGGAAUGAGAAUAAGGAAAUUGCUGGUGCUGCGCAGUGGAGGUUCGUUACUGGGAGAGAAGCGGAGGAGAAUCGGAAAGCAGGGGAUGAGAUGAAAUCUGAUGGAGGGGAGACGACAGAAAAAGAAAGUGCACAGAGUGGAGGAAAAGAGAAACAGAAACGAGACGAGUAUGAAGAGGAAGACGAGCAGGAUACGGGGAACGGAUGGGGUAUUGGUGCGAACGUCAAGUUUUGCGAGGAUGUGUUUCUCGUUGCUGAUGAGCAUAUGCUGAGAAGUACGAAAGGAAGAGACUAUGCUAAACUCACCACUUUGGUCGUCUCGCCUACACACCAGCGUCGCGGAAUAGGCCAGCAAAUCCUCUCUCGCGGCCUGGAAGAAGUCGACAGACUGAAUUUGCAGUGCGUAUUGGCUGCUUCGAAAGAAGGCUUGGGUUUGUACAAGCGAUUUGGAUUUGUGGAGUUUGAAACGAUGAAGUUGAGGUUGUGGGAGUAUGAGGGUGGGGAGGGGUUUGGUGAGGAUGACCAUGUUGUUAUGUGGAGGCCGCCGGCGAGGAGAGAAGAAGUGUGA